Molecule: messenger RNA, 1475 nt
Organism: Anoplopoma fimbria (sablefish)
Lineage: Eukaryota; Metazoa; Chordata; Actinopteri; Perciformes; Anoplopomatidae
Product: rootletin-like
Exons: 8
Coding region: 16-1323 (435 amino acids)
Source: RefSeq, a predicted model, not a curated record
AGGAGAACCUCGGACAUGUCGGACAGAGUUUCAGAGAUCCUGAGAGACGAACGUCUGUCGUUGAAUUACAUCCCAUCGGGGCGACAGCUCCCCAGGACUCCUCCUUUGACAAGUGUAAAGAAGCAACUUGAUUUUUGUAAUGAAGACUCAAGUGAGGGUCAUGAGGAGCUACAGCAGAGUGCGGAGAGUGAUAGUAGAGAUCAAGAUGACGAUAACCAAAAUAAAACGUUUGAUUUCAACACUUUGGGGAUAAAAAUAGAACCUGAAGACCCAAACUCCAUGCUGAAAGGGAUGAAGGGCUAUCAGCUGACAUCGACCGACUUGGAGUUCAUUGAAAAGAUGAGAGUAGAGAAACUUUUAAAAAAACUGAAGGGAGAUCAUACGGAGGCGCAGAGGUUGUUAAAGAAGGAAAUGAUGCUGUUAGAGCUGGCUUUGGCUUCAAGGGAGAAAGCCCAGGCUGAACUCCAAAAGCUCCCGUCCUGUGAAGUCCUCACCGAGUUGGUGAAGGUGGUCCUCAAAAUGACAUCGCCCUCGACAGAGUUAACAAACCUCGACGCCAAGUCUCUCCUGGCUAUGGUGAGGAAAAAAGAUGUCCAAAGAGCCAAGAAAGGGAAGAUGAUUGAGCUCACUCGGCUGAAGAACAUGGUGGCAAACAAGAGGAAGAAAGACGCUCAUGACAAAGGGCAGCUUGAAAAACAAUUUGCCCAUGACCGGCUGAAGUUACAGAGAUUAAUGUGCCAGUUAUCAGACCUGAAAUCUGAACUUGCACAACAAGAGGAAGUCUAUAAAGCUCUUGAAAUGCAGAUCAGCGCCCAAGAGGCACCAGAAGAAGUAGACGCUUCAGAUGACCUGCAGGCCGCUAAACGACAAGCGAAACAUCGAGGAAGGGGAAGAACGAAAGCUCUUAAAUCUACUGAAAAGUUGCAAGAUACAACAAACCAAAGUAGGUCAACAAAAAGGAAACUCGGGGACCUCCAGACCAGCGUGAAAGAUGAUCGUGGAAGUAAGAAGGAAGUAAAAAGGGAAACUCUGAAGACGACACAAAAGUCUGGAGCUGCAGUUCAGAAGGAGAAGAAAGCCAGAGGGCCACGGCAGAAAGUCGAGGAGCAGGAGUCAAACUCUCAAGAGUCUGUACGAGCUGUGAGAGGGGGAAGAACACCUCCUGGACCCGCAGCGCCGCAACCGAGAAGUCAAAAUCGAGACAAAGCUGUAGAAGCUGCGUCCACGUCAAAGCGAGCUGCUGAUGAAGCAGUAGAGGAGACACGAAACGCUGUUCUGAGGAGAUCCAAGAAGAUCGCCAGCAGGAGGGGCGUGUGUCCGUAGCUUUUAAGGUAAUACUAGACCAUACAAGUUGUAAGAUUGAUUUCCCUUUUUUUAAAAUGUCAUACAUGUUCAGAUAUCGAUGGAUCCUCUAGCGCCACCGUGAGAUGUUAUCAGUAGUUUGGUUUAUCACAUUUCUUUCAGACAGUGAUGUC